Betta splendens (Siamese fighting fish) is the source of this 679-nucleotide messenger RNA. It is a transcript of the gene lsm8, whose product is annotated as LSM8 homolog, U6 small nuclear RNA associated. Gene Ontology annotation, biological process: mRNA splicing, via spliceosome. The record is from RefSeq and is a predicted model, not a curated record. The transcript has 4 exons. Bases 191 to 481 code for a protein of 96 amino acids. NCBI's taxonomy places the organism in Eukaryota, Metazoa, Chordata, Actinopteri, Anabantiformes, Osphronemidae. Gene Ontology annotation, cellular component: precatalytic spliceosome; U4/U6 x U5 tri-snRNP complex; U6 snRNP. Gene Ontology annotation, molecular function: RNA binding.
GGUCGGCGCUCAUCUCUUCGGCCUGAUCGGAGAGUCGGUGCUGGAUUUGUUCGUCUGUUCUGAGUGUUGUUAGCAUCUGUCGUCGUUUCUUCGUCACGUCUGUGGGAACGACUUGGUCUCGCCACACUGCCGGUGAAGACAUCUACAGACGCCUGUACUGCACAGAUAAACCCCGACCGCGACAGGAAGCAUGUCCACCGCCCUGGAGAGCUACAUUAACCGUACUGUGGCUAUCGUCACCUCAGAUGGAAGGAUGAUUGUGGGGACCCUAAAGGGCUUCGAUCAGACCAUCAACCUGAUCCUGGAUGAGAGUCAUGAGCGAGUGUUCAGCUCCAGUCAGGGGGUGGAGCAGGUGGUGCUGGGCCUUUACAUCGUCAGAGGAGACAAUGUGGCUGUGAUUGGGGAAAUCGACGAAGAGACAGACUCCACUCUGGAUUUAGGAAACAUCAGGGCUGAGCCACUCAACUCUGUCGUCCACUGACCUUUGACCCCUGGACCCUCUGACACCUCGUCGGUUGAAUCUCUGUGGCCUGUUUUUCAGGAACCUGUAGCAACGUUUUUCAGUUUGUGUUUUUUUAUAAAUAAACAAGUGAGUAGAAUUGUUGAAAAAAACUUUUUUUAUGCUUCGAGUGUUUUGUCAGAUUGAGAUUGUUCAAUAAAGUUUUUCAUGACAAAUGUU